Molecule: messenger RNA, 17352 nt
Organism: Monodelphis domestica (gray short-tailed opossum)
Lineage: Eukaryota; Metazoa; Chordata; Mammalia; Didelphimorphia; Didelphidae
Gene: DIDO1
Product: death inducer-obliterator 1
Biological process (GO): apoptotic signaling pathway; DNA-templated transcription
Cellular component (GO): nucleus
Source: RefSeq, a predicted model, not a curated record
GUUGCAUAUAGUUAGUCAAAACUUUUGUCAUUUUGAGAGAAAGGAAUUUCUUAAGCAUUUACAGGGAAGGGAACCAGUUCUAAGGAUAAAUCUUUUAAUUUAGCUUUGGAAUAUCAUACAUAUUCUCUUAUGCCAUUUAAAUUAAUGAUUUUUUCAUAGUAAAAAAUUGCUUUUUUUGAGCUAAUCCAAACUGAAAUUAGACAAAUGAGUCCAGAAUAUGUUAAAUGAUAGAUUAGGGACAAAAAUGAAUACUAAGAGAAUAUUAUUUGAAGCUAUAAUACAGAAUAAUAGUUUUCAUUCAAACAAGGACAGUAAGUUUUGUAAUCUUUUUCCUUCCCAGAUUUUUGAGGAUGUGCGUUUUUGAAAAAGUUUUUUCUUUUUGAAAAAUAAUAUCUGUGGACUGGGAUUAUUUGAGUAUUUAGAACCAUUUCAAUAUAAUUCUUCAUUCUGGAAAGGUCCUACUUUGCAAAAUUGUUAAGUUUUUUUUUAAUGGAUUUAAAGUUAUCAGUAUUGCUAGUAUUGAAUCAAAGUAUACAUUUGAUUUUAAAAGUUGUAACUUGAUUAACAUAUUUGAAAGUGACUUAAUUUCCUAAUUUGGAAAGAUAAUCUCAAUGUAUCAACAAAGCAGUAAGGAAAAAAAGACAAUAUGUAAGGACUAUUAAAAGUUGGUUUGUAAAUUAGGUUUUUAUUCCUCAUCUCCCUGCAUGACUCAUCUUAUCUCUUGCCCCCCAGUCAGAAGGGAAGUGAAGGGUGCUGCUGUUGGACUGCACCCUCAACUAGCAUAGGCUAUUAGCCUGGUACAAGGCUGUUGCAAAGUAAUAAAAUGACCAUCUCUGAAACUCCCCUCCCUGCAAUACAUAGACUUACUUACUGAGAAAGACAAUACCAGGUCUGGCCACUUGGGUGCACUAUAGAAACCCUUGGAAAGGCUGAAAUUUGUGUUUUACACUGUUUUGCCCAAGUCCUGAAUUAAAAAGAGACUUUCUUUAAUCCAGGUAUAGAUUCUGUCAGUAGAGUAGAGCUUGAAAAAUGGCUUUGAACUUGGUCUAUAGUGUCAUAAUCUGAUAAUGUGAAGCCCAUUUUUAUAUAUUUGUAGUUCCUCAUUGGCCUAUUCAUCAUCCUAAUUUUAGUCUUCUAAUUUGACCAAUUCUUAAUCCUAAUAUUCAGCAUGCAUUUUUGCCUGUUGUUAAAACUGCCUUUAAAUGUCAAGGGGAAAUGCAUAAUUUUGAGUUUAUUUUGUUGGUUUUAUUUACAUUAUAAAUAUAUUAAAUAUAAAUUUUGUCUCAUUUGUUCAUCGGAUUAUAGAAAUGUAUUUGGUAUAGUUUUAUUUACAUUUAUAAUAGAAUUAAAAGCAUUUUCCAAUUAGGAGUAGACCUCUUUUUGUUGAGUAAUAGCUCCUAGUAAAUGUUAUUAAUUUUGGGAUGUUAGAUAAUUUCUAGGAAUCAAAUUGACAUUAAUUCCCUUUUAAAAAAUUAGUUUUAUUCAUGCACUUCAUUUCAGCAGACUCUUUUUGUAAAAACAUGGAGGAGCAUCAGUUAAAUAAAACCAGCUAGCAUUUUAUAUCUGAUAGCACAUGCAGCUUUCCUUGACUAGUCUACCACAGGGAAAGGAGAAAAAGAGGGAGGUGUUUUUUUCUAGAGCCCAUCUGUGUCAUUAUUACAUAGUAUUCACUUUUGUUUUUUCUUUUUAUUUACAUUGUUAUAGUCUUUGUAUAUAUUGUUUCUUUUAUUCUGUUUCAUUCUGCCUCUCUCCAUAUGUUUUAAGUUCCUUAUAUUGGUCUUUUCUUAGAGAAGAGCAAUAUUCCAUUUCAUUCAUGUACUGCAAUUUGUUUUCCUAUUCCUUAACUAUUGAUAAUCCAUGUUUUUGCUACCAUAAAAGUGCCAUUAUUAAUAUGUUGUUAUAUAUGGGACCUUUCUUUUGUCUUUGAUAGCUAUAGGAUUUUUGGAUCAAAGCAAAAAUCAUGUUUUAAAAAUAUGUUUUUGUGAUAUCUUCUAUAUUGGCAUUGCUAAGUUUCCCACUGUAUCCCAAAGAGCCAUCUCUUAACUUGAAAAGAAGGUGUGGGGGAGUCAACAAAACUAAUCAAUAUAUUGGAAAAAAAUCUGACAUGCAAUGUUUUGCCCACAGAAACCCCUCACCCCCACUUCUUUUAUCUUUUCAAAGGAAAGAUGUUAUAUCUCUUCUUUGGAGGCAUGCAUAUUUCUUCAUAGUUUCACAAUAUUUAUCUAUUUUGUGGCGGGUGAUUAUUCCAUACAUUGAUGUAAAUGUAAGAGUGAACAAGUAUAUAAUUUUUCUGACUCUGCUUACUUAAUUUUGGAAAAUUUUGAUGAUUUUCCAUAAUUUUCUAUAUACAUCAUAUUCAUGGUUUCUUCUAUCAGUAAUAUUUCAUAACAUGUAGCAUAAUUUUUUUAUCAUAAAUGAUUGGCAUCUACUUUGAUUCUAGUUCUUUGUCACCACAAAACUGCUCCUAUAUUUUGGUUCCAUUAUAUUUGGAGGUCUUUGUCUUUGACCUCCUUGAGAUAUAUUCAUAGUAGUGGAAUGUCUGAGGCAAAGGGUAUGGACAUUUUAGCCACUUUAUUUGCAUGAGUCCACAUUGCUUUCCAAAGUAGCACAAUAACAAUACAUUGAUGAUGCCCGAUAUCCAUCAAUAUCCUCUUUGACUUUUUCUGUUAACUAGCUUUUGGUGAAUUAGGUGGGAGUACACCAUUAGAUGGAGUGUAAUGCUUUCAAUAUUAAAAUGUAAAUGAGAAGUUCCUAAAAUUUUUAAACAUUAAAAUAUCAGGAUUAUUUUUAAGGAGGUUAUUUUUAAUGUGUAGCUUUGAAUAAUAAGGAUAAUACAAAUAAGAUGAAAUGCAUCCAGGUGAGGAAGGGAGAGAAUUGAUAGUUCAAGAACUCUUUUCUUCCUAUUCAUUUCCAGUCAUCCUCUCCUUUUAUAGAGAAUCAGUCAGUAAAGAAUGAAUGACCAGAAGGGGCAACUGAGAGGAAGGAUUUACAUGGACUUGGAAACAGCAACUAGUUUUAAGAACAAAGGCCAGAGAGAAAGUUGACAGGAGCAGAGCCAGAGUGAUAACAGUCAAGUUGCUCUUUGUUAGUUGCUGUGCCCCUGUUGUAACUUAAAGUCAGAAGUUAAAAGAGAUGUGCUUGUAGACCCAGUGGGAAGAAAAAUAAUCUUUUCAGAGAUCCAAAGUAGGGCUAAAAGCAAUGACUUGACUCUAGGUUGUACUAUUUAGAUUCUAAACUCCAAGGUCACAUGGCUUGAUGAAAGGGAGAGUGACUAGGCAGGCACAAACCAACUGAACCAUCUAAAUCUGUACACUUUUGAAAUAAGUUGUGCUCGACACUUGUAUGCAAAAUAAAAGAGAAAGGACUAUAUUGUAUAAGUUUCCUUGAAAUGCUUGACAACUUCUGUCUCUUUAUCUUUAAUAAUAUGUAUUAUGCAUAAUAUAUUAUUUAUAAUAAUAUAUAUUAAUAAAAUAACUAAUGAACCUUAAUUUCUCACUUAAUAAGUGUAUGUUAAUUUUGGGGGGGUGGUAGAGUAGGAUUGGGGGCACAAAUCAGAAUUUGUUUUGAAGGGCAAAUUGGCCAUUUGAUCAGUUGAGUUAAAUAUAGAUUUUGGAAUGUAUUGUUUUCUCUGCCUCGUUUGGAUCUUCUUUUUAAUAUUAUCUUUUCCUUUUGCCCCUCAAAAAAACAGACUCAUCACAAAAAGUUCUGCACCUAAACUAUACAGUCACUUUUGCAAAAAUGCAUCAAAUGUUGCCUCUGACUAGCUGGAAAGGAGUAGGGAAAUAACACUGGAUUGGAUUCUAGUUCCAGAUUCUAUGAGAAUAUCCUUGGAGUAGAAGUCUUAGCACAUUUAUCACCCAUUAUUUCUUUUUGAGUACUCUGCAGUCCAUCCCCAUGCUCUUUGCCAGGGUGUCCUUCAUCCUUGGAAUGUAUUCCCUCCUCACAUUUUAAAAUUUUUAGUUUCCUUUAGUCUCUAGUUUCACCUUUAAUGUAUACACAGACACACCCACCUUCAAAACUACUAUUGAAUUCCUCUCCAAAAUUAUUGCAUAUCUGUUUUUAUCUAUAUUUUAUUUUCCCUCAUUGCUGGAAAGUAAGCCCUUUUUUUUAAUCUUCUCUUUCUGUCUUGGAAUCAAUCCAAGUUAUUAAGUAGCCUUUCCGAGGCAGAAGAGCAUUCCCUAAUGCUAAGCAAUUGAAGUUAAACUUGCCCAGGAUCGCAUAGCUAGGGAAGCAUCUGAGAUCAUAUUUGAAUCCAGGACUCCCUGUCUCCAGGAUUGGCUCUCUGUCCAUGAACCAUAUAGCUACCCCUGGAAAAUAAGCCUUUUGAGGAUAGGGACUUGAUUGACUUCUGCAUCCCUAAACCUAGCACAAUGCCUGGCACAAAAACAUAGAUUGAUUGAAAUAUUUAACAGCUUAAAAAUAAUCCAUCUAAUCAUAACAGCAUACCUGACUUCUGGUCAAGGAAAGUGAAAUUUUACUCCCUGUGUUUGGAAAGUGAAAGUAAAUUAGCAUUUCUGGUUUUUCUUAUUGUGGUUUGUGUACCAAGUAUGUAUGACCUUGGUGUAUGAUUCUGAAGUUCCUAUUUAGGAAUCUCAUCCAUUUUUCUUCCAAAACCAAAGUACCUCAGAUCAUUUUCCAUAAUUUCACAUAACAUGUUUUUACUAAAAGUUUGAACAUAGAUGAAAUUGAUGUGUCCAUUAAACAUGCAAAAAGAAUUUGAAGACCUAUUUAGAGUUUAAUUAAAGAAGGCUCUGAGAAUUAGACAAAUUAAAGUUAUUUCUGAUUUAGACUGCUGAAAGCUGUUCAUUUACUUUGUGACAAUUCAAGUGUCAUCCAUAGCUACAGUAGAAUUGGGUCUUGUUUAAUCAUGGGGUUAUAUUUUUUAAGGUUUUAUAGUUUUGGAAAACAUAUAGGGCUAGUAGAGCAAUUAGGAAGCUAAUGAAUGUGUGCUUUCUGCCAAAGAACCCAUUUCAGGGCAUCAAACCACCCUACCACCACCACACCACCCCUUACUCACUUGAGCAUUUUAAAGGCAUUUUUGGAGAUGAGCAAUCACCAAUGCUAUGAAGAUUGAAAAAUUGAGAUUGUGGUUGAAUACUUCUAAAGUUUUCUUUCCACAUUUCAGUGACCUUUUAAGAAAUUACAUUUGAAUGUCAGUUUUUUCUUUUAUAGGUGACUUUUGAUAAUGGCAAGUAAUACUAGAUAACUUAAAAAUAUUAAUUACUAGCUUUGAUUCCACCUAAUUUAAAAGAGGAGUUUUUAACUUGGGUCCACAGGCCCCCAUUAAAUCAUGGAUAGAUUCUGGAGGUCUCUUGGACUUUGUGAAAAAUUUUUUUAGUACUUUUCACUGUCCUCUAACUGAAAUCUAGCAAUUACUUUUAAUUGCAAGAAUGUAGCAACAAACAUUCUGAUAAAGGAGUAGCUUUCAACAGACUACCUCUUUUUUGUGUAGGUUUAAUAACAGACUAUUGAUGUAGACCACAUCUGUAAAUGGAAAGAAAAAAGCACUGCUUUGAUCCUCUUUCAGUAAGAUGGUGACUGAAUUAGUUUUCUGAGGCUUUUUAGCUAUUUUGGAGAAGUACUUUCUGUCUGAAUGAACUUUUUCCUGAAAUGUGCUUCCCUUCUCUAGUAACUUGACCCAGGUUUUUCGCAUAGUACUUUAUUUAGCAGAUAUUUAGUACAUUUACUAUGCCAUAUUUCUUUGUCUCAUUUCUACUAGCCUGUAAGUUCCAUGAGUGCAUGGAUAGUAUUUCUAAUAUCUACUUAAAUAGAUGAAUACUACAGAUUGUGGGGGUGGAGGACCUAUGUUGAAUUAUGUUGAAUUUUUCUGAGAUGGUAUUACAUUUAACAUACAAGUGGUUGUAUUAAAGACAAAAUUUCAAUACAGGUUGAAUCACAUUUUGGCUGCAUAACUCAGUACUUUUCUCUUUGGCCUUUUUCACUGUCCUUUUCCCCUUUAGUGUUCUUGGGGUACCUUGUUUUUGGAAGAAAAAUGGAUGAGAUUGAUAAAAGAUGGUAAGCCAUUAAGAAUCUUUUACACAACUUUGCCACCAGAUGGAGCAAAAUAAAUAUUUUUUCAUUGUAUCUUUCAAUACCAAGUGGUAUUGUAAUCUCUUGUUACUUUAAAAAUGAAUGAAACUGAUGGACCCUGUAUACUUUUUUAAAGUAGGUAAAUAUAUUAAUUCAACAAGCAUUUAUUGAUGACUAUGUUUUGGUACUGUGCUAUAUAGUGAAAAUACAAAGAAUAAAAUAUUCUCUUUCAUCGAGAAGCUUAUAUUCUGCUUGGGAAGAGAAAAGUGAGAUACUACAUUUCCUAAGCUGAGUAGGAGUAUGUGCUAACCAACAAUUGUGAGAAUCUGGAUGGGCCUCCUGUUGGGGAAUCACACAGAUAAAUUAGAAUGAUGUCAUUGAUGAGUCCUAUUUAAUUGCAAGCUAUUCAGGCAACAGAAUUGAGACUAUCACUAUUGUUUUUACAAAUUUUCAAUCUUUGUUUUGUAAGGUUGACCAAAAUUUGUUUUCUUUGAAUUGAGAUGUUUAUAAGAUACUAGAAUCACAGAGAAUUCUACUUUUCCUCUUCUGAUAGCUAGCUUGUAUAUUAAGUUGUAGAUUCUGAAGCAGGUAAAUUGAUAAGAUGAUAGUAAUUUUAAGGGAGGAAAUAAGUGAAAUUUUAAACAGUAAUCAGCCCCCUUAAUUUUGGUAUUUGACCUUUUUGUUAUAGGCAAUAAAGUCUAGUUCAUAUUCUUUACAAAGGGAUUCAGAGGGUAUCUAUGGUAAUAGUAACAAUUUUAGAGCAUCGUGAGGUCAGCUAUACUUAACCAAUAAUUUGGUUUAAUUGUGACUGUAGUUAAUAGGAAGAGCUAAAUGAAUGAUGCCUCAGGGAUAUCUGCAAGUAGAGAAAUUUGAGGAAGGAAAGAACUGAAAUGCAUUGCUUUUAAAUUGGAUUUAAAAAUCAGUGUUUCUGAAAGAAAUAUUAGAAAAUUAAUAUUAGUUCAAUUUGAUUUUUAUGUUGAGAUAAUUUUAUUUUAGGCCAACAGGUAGGUAGGGAAUAAGCAUUUACAUAUAGUAUGUUUUAUGUACCAGGACUAUAGUACUAUCUUAUUUGAUCCUAAAAAUAAUCUGUGAAGGACUCCCCAUUUUACAGUGGAGGCAAACAAAUUCAGUGACUACUGGGGUCAUACAACUAGUAUAAGUGUCUGAGGUAGGAUUUAAACUCAGGUUUUCUUAAUUCCAAGCUCAUGCUCUCUGUUCACGAUAUCAUCUAUCUACUAAUAGGUAUAAUGCUGUUCAUUUAAUUGCAACUUUUUGUAAUUACUCAAAGCCUUAUUAAAUUUAAAAUAGUGUGACAUGUUUAGUAACCAACAAAAGAGAGGGUCAUAAGAUUAUAGGAUUUAGAGCUAUAAGGGACAUCAGACGUCACCAUAUUUAUCUCCUCAUCUCAUAGACAAGGAAACUGAGGUCCUUGGGGGUUAAGUGAUUUGCCCAAGGUCAUUCAGGCAAUAAAACAGGGAACUCUAUAAAACCUGUGAUUUGGCCUUAUUCCAUAUAAUAGUAAAGAUAUUUUAUUUUUACCAAUUACAUGUAAUAACAAAUUCCACAUAAGUUUUCCGUAGUUGUAUAUUCCAAAUUGUCUCCUUCCGUCUCUCCUCCCAGACCUGGCAAGCAAUUCAGUCUGGGUUAUACAUGUAUUAUCAUGCAACACAUAUUUCCAUAUUCUUUUUUGUAAGAGAAUAAUCCUAUAAAAUUGAAGCCCCCAAACAAAAACCCAAAUAAACUUAAGUGAAAAAUUGCAUGCAUUGAUCUGCAUUCCAAUUUUAGCAGUUUUUUCUCUGGAGGUGGAUAGCGUUCUUUGUCAUAAAUUCCUCAGAAUUGUCCUGAAUCAUUGUAUUGCUGAGAGUAGCUCAAUAUUGCUGUUAAUGUGUACAGUGUUCUCCUGGUUCUGCUUAUUUCAUUCUGCAUCUGUUCAUGUAGGUCUUUCCUUAUUCCAUAAUUUUGUAGAUUCUUAAAGGAAUGUUCCUAUUUUUUUAAGAUUACAUUUAAAAAACUAUAAUAUAUGAUUUUUUCAUGAUCUUCUACAGUAAGUAAAGUAGCCUAAAACAAAAAUAGCUAUCUUGAUUUACCUUUGACUUGUCCAAGGUAAAGAGAGAUAAGAGAUUACAAAGGAGGAAUACUUACUGUUUCUUUAAAAAGAAUGCUUUGGAAUGUUACAGUGUAGAUUCCAAAGUAACUAGGGGAAAUAGCAGUUGUUUAAGGAAAAGUCAGUUGGAGUGAAUUUGAGGAAUAGGUAAGAUGUGUGAAACCUGAGCUCCAGGGCUACACUUAUAGAACUCUGGUAUUCCUGUGAUGGAACAUGCUGUAAAUCCAGAAUCAUCAGUGGCAUUUAAAUCUGAGUCAAGCUUGGACAAUAUGGAAAGUAAUUCCCAAGGCUUGGAUGAUAAAGGUGACCCAAGCAAUGAUGAGGCUCCAAAAGCAAUUAAGCCCACAAGUAAAGAGUUUAGGAAAACGUGGGGUUUUCGAAGAACUACUAUUGCUAAACGUGAGGGUGCAGGAGAUGCUGAAAUAGAUUCACUUGAUCAGCAACCACAGCAGCAGCAACAAAGCCUCUCCCUUCGUCGAAGUGGGCGGCAGCCCAAGCGAACCGAAAGAGUAGAAGAAUUUCUUACAACAGUUAGAAGGAGAGGAAGAAAAAAUGUUCCUGUUACCCUGGAAGAUUCAAGUGAACCAGCCUCCUGUCCAGUUACAGAUGUAGAAACUGCUUCUGAAGGGAGUGUGGAAAGCACUCCUGAAACUAAAACUGGUCAGAAGUCUGACUCCAGGAAUGUUAAGAGUCAGUCUACUAUAGUUGCAAAAGGAACAAAGGAGGAGGAGGAGGAGGAAGAUGACACUUCUGAUAGUGAUAGUGAUGGAUUGACUUUGAAAGAACUUCAAAAUCGUCUUAGAAGAAAACGUGAACAAGAACCCUCUGAAUUGACCCUAAAGGGUAUACAAAAUCGCCUAAGGAAGAAACGUCGUGAAGAGGAUCCCACAGAAACUGUUGAUGUUGAGGCAGGUAACACUGUGGAAACUGAAGUGCCCAGUAAGCAAGAGCCUGAAACAGUGGAUCAAGUACCUAUGCCCCAGGAGUCUAAAGAAGAACAGGACAUUAAGUUGGAGGGGAAGGUUCCUCAGGGAAUCAAAGAUGAAGAACCUGAAGAGCUAGUGAAGCGGAAACCUGAAUGUGAGGUUUAUGACCCUAAUGCAUUAUAUUGCAUUUGUCGGCAGCCUCAUAACAAUAGAUUUAUGAUUUGUUGUGACCGUUGUGAAGAAUGGUUUCAUGGCGAUUGUGUAGGGAUUUCUGAAGCUCGUGGGAGGCUUUUGGAAAGGAAUGGGGAAGAUUACAUCUGUCCAAAUUGCACUAUUCUGCAAGUACAGGAUGAGACUGCUUCAGAAUCUGAUCAGCAGGAAGCUAAGUUUAGGCAUGAAAAUGCUGAUGGCACAGAACUAACAAGUAUAGGAACAAUAGAACAAAAAUCCAGUGAAGAUCAAGGAAUCAAAGGUAGAAUUGAAAAAGCUGCCAAUCCGAGUGGCAAGAAAAAGCUCAAAAUAUUUCAACCUGUUAUUGAGACUCCUGGUGCCUCAAAAUGUAUUGGUCCUGGUUGUUCCAGUGUGGCUCAACCUGAUUCAGUAUAUUGUAGUAAUGAUUGUAUUCUUAAACAUGCUGCAGCCACCAUGAAAUUUCUGUCUGCUGGCAAAGAACCAAAACCAAAAGUAAAAGAAAAGCCGAAACUGAAACCCGAAAAAUGCAAUCUUCCAAAAUCUGGUGUUCAGGCAGGUAUUAAAAUUUCUUCUGUCCAGAAGAGGCCAGCUCCUGACAAAAAAGAAAACAUUGCAAAGAAAACUGUGGUGACGACACCUAGGAAUGAAGGACUUGUUAAGGAAACAACUUCAGAAAGCAGCACACCAUCCUGGGCAAGCGAUCACAAUUACAAUGCAGUAAAGCCAGAAAAGACUGCUGCCAUUUCAUCAUCACUGUUAUAUAAAUCCAUGAAAGAAGAGAAAAGAAUGGAAGAUAAAAUGGCCACACCCCUUCCAGUGACAAAGAAAGUCAUUCCUUCAACUUCAACUUCAACUUCUGUUGUUGGCAAACAGACCUCUUCUUUGCCUAGAAAUUUAGUUUCAAAGAAGGCCCCUUCUUUUAUUAAUGCUUCAGUUACUAAGCAAGCCGUUAAAAAUUCACCUGGAGGUUUCAAAGGUGUCAUCCCCAAGAAGUCAUGGUUGUCUGGCAGUCCAUCAGGCAAUGUUUCAAAUACCAAACAGUCAGGAUUGGCUUCUGCUUCUGUAGCAUCAGCUUCUAAAAAAUUAAAUGUUUCUUCUACAUUAGCUGGAGGGCCUAGAAAGCCAGUAACACCUACUGCUAAUCCUGCUUCCUCAUCCACUACAGGAAAAUCGGGAGCUAGUCCUUCCCAGUCCCAACCUAAUUCUCAAAUUCGACAAAAUAUAAGACGAUCCUUAAAGGAGAUUUUAUGGAAAAGAGUCAAUGAUAGUGAUGACUUAAUCAUGACAGAAAACGAAGUAGGAAAAAUUGCUCUACAUAUUGAAAAGGAGAUGUUCAACUUAUUUCAAGUUACAGAUAAUCGGUACAAGAGUAAAUAUCGCAGCAUCAUGUUUAAUCUCAAGGAUCCUAAAAAUCAGGGACUUUUCCAUCGGGUUCUUCGUGAAGAAAUCUCUCUGGCAAAACUUGUGAGAAUGAAACCUGAAGAACUUGUAUCUAAAGAAUUAUCAAUGUGGAAAGAAAAGCCAACAAAAUCUAUGAUAGAAUCCAGAAAUAAAUUGCACAGUGAGAGCAAAAAGUCUGUCAUGAAACAGGAAGCCAUACCAGAUAUGGAAGAUUCUCCACCAGUGUCAGACUCAGAUGAACAAGAAUUGGCACGAGCUGUGCCUGAAAAAAGUAGUGCUCCUCUUCUUGAUGUUUUUAGUAGUAUGUUGAAAGACACAACAAGUCAACAUCGGGCUCAUCUUUUUGAUUUGAACUGUAAAAUUUGUACAGGUCAGGUUCCAUCAUCUGAAGAUGAACCAGCCCCAAAGAAACCAAAACUGUCUGCUUCUGUUAAGAAGGUGGAAUCAAAAUCAAAAUUUGACAGCUCUGGUUCUGGGCUAGUUACUAAUGCUGUUGAUGAAUUAAUAUCUGAAGCAACAGUUGAAAAUACUUUGGAACCAGAAGUUGAAAGUAUUUCCCAACUGAAUUUAGAAAGAAAUUAUUUUCCUGUACCACUUGGGCAUGGUAAUGUAGAACCCUCUUCAAUGGAAGAAAAUUCAUUAUAUCCAAUCUCCUCCUCUGCUGGGGUUGUCACUACUGUAACAGUAUCUGGUAGGGAUCCCAGAACAGCACUAAGCAGUUCAGCUACUAUCAAUACCUCAGCAUCACGUCCUGGCUCUGGCCCUCUGACUGACAAGCUAUUGACUGGAGAAACAAAACAAGAAGUGCUGAAACCUGUUUUGACACCCACAGCAGUACCAAAAUCCAUAUUGGCCAAGCCCUCAUCUUUGCCGGACCCCAGAUACUUACCAGUUCCUCCAUCACCAAAUAUUAAUAUUCCAGAGUCACGAUCCCCUCAAGAAGGAGAUACUUCCCUCUUUCUCUCUCGUCUCAGCACCAUUUGGAAAGGAUUUAUUAACAUGCAAAGUGUAGCGAAGUUUGUCACUAAGGCAUAUCCUGUCUCUGGGUGUUUUGACUAUCUCAGUGAGGACCUGCCAGAUACAAUUCACAUUGGUGGGAGGAUUUCACCCAAGACUGUUUGGGACUAUGUUGGCAAACUCAAAUCUUCUAUAUCAAAGGAGCUGUGCUUGAUUCGUUUUCAUCCUGCAACAGAAGAAGAAGAAGUUGCCUAUAUUUCUCUCUACUCCUAUUUUAGCAGCCGUGGUCGUUUUGGGGUUGUAGCUAAUAACAACAGGCACAUCAAGGAUCUCUACUUGAUUCCACUGAGUGCUAAGGAUCCCAUUCCAUCAAAACUCUUGCCCUUUGAGGGACCAGGUCUUGAGUCACCACGUCCAAAUAUAAUACUGGGAUUAGUAAUCUGUCAAAAAGUAAAGCGACCUUCAAAUGCUGGAGAGUUGGAUAAGAUGGAAGAAAAAAGAAGCAAAAUUCAAACACAGGAAGAAAUUGAAGUUUCAGUCUAUCCCAAAGGAGUUACAUCUUCCCAGUCUGAAAAGAAACAAUCAAAGUAUCAGCUCUAUUCUGCAGAUACUAGUGUUAGUACCACACCACCUGGAUCCCCACCACCACCACCUCCUCCACCACCACCUCCUCCACCACCCCUCCCGGAUCCACCAGCAUCAUCAUCAGUAUUAAAAAUAUUGUCAUCACUUAAAACAGGGACUACAAACACCACAACUCCAUCAGUUUCAUCAGCAACUAUUACAACUACAACUUCCUCCCCUGGUAACUCAUCUAGUUCAAAAACAGCCUCACCCCUAGAACACAUCUUGCAAACUCUUUUUGGAAAGAAGAAAUCAUUUGACUCGGCUACUAAGGACUCUGAACUUACUUCAACGUUAAACCAAGAAUCAAAGAUGGAUGAAGGUGUUCCAGCAACUCCUUUGUUAGAUCCAAUUGUUCAGCAGUUUGGCAAAAUGUCAAAAGAUAAAUCUCUAGAGGAAGAAGAGGAUGAUAGACCAUAUGAUCCUGAAGAAGAAUAUGAUCCAGAGAAAGCUUUUGAAACUCAAAUUACUGAAAGUGAAAAACGAUAUGACAUUGAAAAACCUUCUGAAUUAUCAGAGAAAGAAGAUGUGGCUUAUGACCCAGAAGAUGAAACUAUUUUAGAGGAAGCUAAAGUUACUAUUGAUGACUUACCCAAUAAAAUGUGCACAGAUAAUAAAAAUUCCACAGAGAGGCCAUCUGAAUAUGUGACUGAUAUCUCUGCUCCCUCUUCCUUAGUAGAACAGCAAAAAAUGCUAGAAGAACUAAAUAAGCAAAUAGAGGAGCAGAAGAGGCAACUAGAAGAACAAGAAGAAGCACUUAGGCAGCAAAGGGCUGCAGUUGGUGUUUCAAUGGCUCACUUUUCAGUGUCAGAUGCAUUGAUGUCACCACCUCCAAAAUCAUCUUUGACAAAGACUGAAAUAUUUCAGCAAGAGCAACAAAAUGCAGAUAAAUCAGAUUCAUCUUCAAUAUCAAGUCAGUUAGCUCAUUCAGGAAACCAAAGUUCAGAUCUAAGACAAAGUAGGGAUCCACGACAGGCUCGGAGAAUAGCUACAGAGAAUAAUGAAAAUGAAAAUUUGCUAAAGCCACUUUCCAGUUCCUCACAUAGUGGGACAUCUAUGAGAGAACCUCCUGCAGCUGUUAAUUUGGGUCAGUUGCCUACACCAUCGCAAGAAGAAAAAGAAUUGAAUCCAGUUACUCAGUUGGUAUACAGUAAUGAUAAGUGGGUUACAGGUGAAAAAGCUACUGUUCUUGAUCAGGAUGGACAGAAUGAUAAAAGUGAAAAUUCAGACAACACAGCCAAACAUCACUUAGAAAAUGCUCAUCCAUCAAUAUCAGAAGUUUCAUCUAAACCUUUACGAAAAGUACUCCUUCCAACACCUCCCAAUACAUCUUUUCAACCAAAUUUCCCAGUGCAAAAUGAUGGGCAGACUUUUAAUUCACCAGCUGGAGCAAGUGGCCCUUUCUCAAAUACAGUAUUUUCAUCUCAGGAAAAAUCUCUUGGUUCGUCCCAGUAUGAAGAUAGGAGAAAUCCUCAGUUUGUGGAAAAAAAUGAUUCCUCAGCUGUUCAGGAUGAGGGAGAAAGAGGUUCACAAUCUAAACUUGAUGAUAACAGAGUUCUUUCAUUUCCUUUAUCUGGACUGAAAGGAGGUCCACCUCAAUCACAAUUUCAGGGACAAAAUGAACCUGCAUCAAGGAAUUAUGGAGCAACUUCAGGACCUCAUGGACCCAACUUUCCAGGCCCAAGGGGACCAACACCUCAGUUUUCAGAAGAGAAUAAUUCUGGUACUGAUGGACAAAGAGGGCCUUCAUCUGCCAGGUUUGGGGGACAGAAGGCACCUAUUCCUUCAUUAUUCUCUGGACAACAUGGACCACCUCCUUUUGGUGACAGCAGAGGUCCUUCACCUUCUUAUCUUGGUGGACCUAGAGGAGUGGCGCCAUCACAAUUUGAAGAUCGAAGGGAUCCCCAUGGAGAAAAAAGGGAAUUCCAAGAUUCCCAGUAUAGUGAUAUGACCAGCCCUCCACAGUUUGAGGGGCCAGAACAAUCUCAGUUUAUGGGAAAUAGAGGCCCGGCACCUUUCCCAUUCGGAGGACAAAGAAGACCUCUACUAUCUCAGUUUAAAGGACCCCGAGGAGGCCCUCCUCCUAAUCAGUUUGGAGGUCAAAGAGGACCACCACCUGGCCAUUUUGUGGGGCCAAGGGGUCCCCAUCCCAACCAAUUUGAAGGCCCUCGGGUUCCCCAUCCCACUCAGUUUGAAGGCCCUCGAGGUCCCCAUCCCAACCAGUUUGAAGGUCCCCGGGGACCCCAUCCCAAUCAAUUUGAAGGUCCCCGGGGACCCCAUCCCAACCAGUUUGAAGGUCCCCGGGGACCCCAUCCCAACCAGUUUGAAGGGCCCCGGGGACCCCAUCCCAAUCAGUUUGAAGGUCCCCGGGGGCCCCAUCCCAACCAAUUCGAAGGCACCAGGGGUCCCCAUCCCAACCAGUUUGAAGGGCCCCGGGGUCCUCAUCCCAAUCAAUUUGAAGGUCCUCGAGGCCCAGCACCAAACUUUAUGCCAGGACCAAGGGUUAUUCAACCACAGCAAUUUGAAGAACAAAGAGUAAAUUCACCACCAAGAUUUGCAAACCAGAGAGGUCCAACACCCCUUCAGUUUGGGCCAAGAGGAGCUGCUCCAUUUUCAGAAAAAAAUGAACAGCCUCCUUCAAGAUUUCACUUUCAGGGGCAAUCUCCACAGGGUAUAAAGCCUGCUCCAAGACCACUACUUGAACUUCCAAGCCAUCCACCACAACACAGGAAGGAGAGAUGGGAAGAAGCUGGUCCAUCUGCUCCUUUACCAACAAAUGUAUCUGGACAGGCCUCAGAAUCAGAAUCACAAUGGCCAUCAUCUGAUUUCCGAGAUGGCAAAAGUCAUGAAUAUAGAAAUCAGGCUUUUGAAGGGAGACAGCGAGAAAGAUUUGAAGGAGGCACAAAAGAAAAGUCAUCAGAUGAACCUGAAACUCAGCUCUCAGAAAAUAGACAAGGUAGAGGUUUUGAAGAUAGAAGAAGGGACCGAGAUCAUGGGAAACCUUGGGAAAGGGAUCGUGGCCGAAAUUGGAGUAGAGAUAGGGAAAGAGAUUGGGACAGAAACAGAGACUGGGAAAGACACCGGGAAAAAGACUCUAAUCGAGACUGGGACAAAAAUAAAGAAAGGAAUCCAAAUAGGGAUAAAGAGAGGGAAUCUGAACGCAACAAGGAAUGGGAAAGGAACAGAGAGAGAGGCAGAAAUAGAGAUCGGGACCGUGAAAGAGACCGAGACAGAAGACGAGAUCGAGACAGAUCAAGAAGCAGAGACAGAGAUCGUGAUCGAACAAGAGAAAGGGACAGAGAACGAGAUAGGGACCGAGAAAAGGAGAGAGAACGAGAUAGAGGAAAAGACCGUAAAGACAGAAGUAAAAGUAAAGAAAGUAGUAGGGAUUCAAAGCCAGAAGAACAGAAAGAAGUUCAAAAACCAGCUGAAACAGAAGGUUCAUCAACUUCUAUUCAAACAUAAAUAUUUGAGAGUAAUUUACUCCCCGUACUUAUGUGACGUGUGUGUGUGUAAAUAUUUAUGGAAAAGACUUCACGUGGGGUUUACCUGUAUAUACUCAAUGUUGGGGGGGGGGGUCUCUUUUAAAGCCAGCCUUACAAAAUGUGUUCAAGGAAAAUAGUUUUUGAAACUGCUAUGAAAUCAGAUGGAGUGGAACCAUUCUGGACUUCAACUUACUGUAAUUUUUUGUACAAUAUGUUUUCUUACGAAAUUUCACAUCUUUACAAUUCUGAAAUGAUUUUUUUACUUAACUCUUAAAAUUUCCAUUUAAAAUUAAUACAGAAAUGGGAAAAAGUAUAAAAAGCAUAUUGCUUUUUUCAGAUUAAAAAGUUAUGUUUUCCAAUAACUUGACUGUAUUGUAAAACUUUUAAGGGAACUUCAUUGGACCUUAGGAGCCAUACCUUUACUUACAUCUCACAUGUAGUAUUUCUGCGUAAAUUUUUUUUUACAGGUUUCAUAGUAUGUGCUUUACAAGAGGGCCAUGUAUUUCUGUCCUAUGCUGAUUUUACUGUAGGUGGACUGCAUGUAUUUAUGAAGUGAUUGUGAAAGAACACAGUAUUAGUAGUUUGUAAUUAAUGGAGUGUUAAGAAAUACAAAGCUUCUAUCAGUGACACUAUCUUUUCAAUGUAAAGGAUAGCGUUCAACCAGGAAACAAACUAAAAAGAAAAAUCUGACUUUUCCCCUUGAUUUUUCUGUUGCCUUAUAAAAAUACUGAGUUUGAUAAGAUCCAUAUCUCCCAGUAGAAAUCUUUCAAGCUUUUAAAUGUCAGUUAAUUAGAAAAUGUUUAAAUUCUACAAACACAAGCAAAAAAGUUAGAAACCAAUUAAGUAUAUAUUUUAAACUGUUUCUUUGAUUUGAAUAAUCAGGAACAUUUCGUUUGUAGAAUAGUGCUUUUUCAGCAGUUUGUCAGUAAUUUCAGGCAAAAUCUACCUAGCUUAAAAUUGCUAACAUUUGUCAAUCUACAAUACUGAUGGUGUAUGUAAAAGUUUACCACUUAAAACAGAAAAAUGUUUGCAUAAAGUUGAUGAAAGGAAAAGUGACAUAAGUUGAAGUACUACAAACUUAAGUGGAAAGCUUUUUCACUGUGAAAUACAGUAUACCGCUUCUUUUCAUCUAUUUUUCAAGUACUAAAGUGUGAAAUAGAGAAAACCUUGCUAAUUUAUUUGACUGUACAAAUACACUUUGAUAAUUUUUUUAUAUUUUCAUAAACUACUUUUGCAAAUAUAAAUUAGAAAAUAUUAUCAUUUGCUUCUUGGGGUCUAUUACUCCACUUACACAUCACUACGGAUUUUACAGUUUAUAUAGGCACAGAUUUUUAAGUUCUAAAGCCAUCAGGAACUUAGUAAUUUGGAUGAUUUGUAUCAUAAAACAAGAGUUAGAAUGUUAAAUAGGUGUAAAGCUCAAACAUCUAAUAUGAUGUAAGUUUUUUAAAAAAAACUAAACUAUUUCUAAUUUAAAUACACAAAUGUAAAAAAAAUCAAGUGUGUUUGUUUAGGUUUACUUGAUAGAAAUUUCUGUAAAUUGUAUUUUAUAUUGCAAAGUAUAUCAUUGUACAUUAAAACAUGGAACUUCAUAGGUUUUUGUUACUGUAAUUAGAAUAAACAUCUACAGAAUGUU